AUGCCGAAACGCUUGAAGAUUAAACGAGCAUUCGAUCGCAUCGCAAAUCCAGGCAAGAAAAGGUCGUCCGAUCAAGACACCGAAGCUUUGCCUAGUGGCUCGCAUCGAGCGCAUCGAGACGACAGACUCUCCUUCCUCUCUCUUCCACCUGAACUGCGGAACCAAAUAUACCACGAGCUCGCAACCGACUCGUCCCUGACGCUCAGUCCCUUCAAGGCCAAAAAGCCCGCCAACAUCAACGGACUCCUGCUGGCUUGCCACCAAACCCGCUCCGAGUAUAAGAAAGUCCUUCUGGCCAACGCCCACAUCAGCUUCAACUGUCAGGAAUACAAGUUUGCCAACCUGGUCCGCGUUCUGGAAAACCUCUCACCCUCCGACCUGGACACGCUCAAACUCAACCCAAACCUCUGGAUCAUCUUCUUCCUCUCCCACGUCCCUACCCGCGACGACAGGAAGAACUUACGGGGCUGGAUCGACUACCGCAGCUCCGACUUCAAUGUCCCGUACUACGGCUCCGCGCAGGCCCAACUCGCUGCUCGAGAGCUGGUGUUUGAAUAUGACUUGAGAUUUCUGGCGCAGUUUCGCCCGCCGAAGUCGACGAUCAGGUACGCGAAUGGGCAUGAUAUGAAGCUCGAUCUGCUGAGGAGUCAUCUAAGGAUGUAUCAGUUUCUAGAGAGGGAGGCGGGAGAAGAGGGACCGAAGGAGGAGUUGGUCAGGCUCCGGAGGAACAUAGAGGAGUGUGUGGAAUUAUUUGAGGCGUUGCAAAUGGAAAGGUCGACGCCGGCGAGGGGGAUGAGUGUGGUUACUACGGGAAGUGGGCGUGGGUUUUGA
Messenger RNA from Saxophila tyrrhenica, 831 nucleotides. RefSeq lists its product as uncharacterized. The transcript has a single exon. The record is from RefSeq and is a predicted model, not a curated record. NCBI's taxonomy places the organism in Eukaryota, Fungi, Ascomycota, Dothideomycetes, Mycosphaerellales, Extremaceae. Bases 1 to 831 code for a protein of 276 amino acids.